CAACCCUUAUGAAAUCCAGCCUAUAGAGUCCUGACUCCUCACCCAAUUCUAAAUGUGAAGUAUGGAAAAAAUUGGCAGCGGAGGUUCGUAUUUGCAGCGCUAUUUCACAAUUCAGACGAGGAAAUGCUACGGAAGCUGUGACAAACUACAACAACGUAUGUACGGCCGCGCGCGCACGCAAAUAUAUACACUCAAUCCUGCUGCUUCCUCCCUCUAUUCCCUGCACCGCUUUCGCUCUCUAAAGCCUCUCUGAUCGACUCCUCUUGCGGAUGGCCGGCCGUUCCACUUUGAAAUUAGGGCACCAAAGCUUUGUGAUCACCGCCGCUAACAAGAUGCGAUUUUCUUAGAGCUUAACGUUAAUUGAUUUUCUGCGAUUUUUUUCCACAGCCGAUUACGUGCUUUCUGGCUCGUCUAGGGUUUCGGAGUCUUAAUUGUUGCGCAUGAAGGGUCCGUUAGAUCGGACAAAGAUUGUGCUGCGGCACUUGCCGCCGGCGCUUACACAGUCCGCGCUGUUUGAGCAAAUCGAUUCUCGCUUCUCUGGUCGCUACAACUGGUCCUCCUUUCGUCCCGGCAAAACCAGCCAAAAGCAUCAAACUUAUUCAAGAGCAUAUAUUGACUUUAACACUCCUGAAGAUGUUAUUGAGUUUGCAGAGUUCUUCAGUGGACACGUCUUUGUUAAUGAAAAAGGGUCUCAGUUCAAAACUAUUGUUGAGUAUGCCCCUUCACAACGUGUUCCAAGGCAUUCGUCUAAGAAAGAUGGUCGUGAAGGGACUAUUUUGAAAGAUCCUGACUAUCUGGAGUUCCUAGAAUAUCUUGGGAAGCCUGUUGAGAAUCUUCCUAGUGCAGAGAUUCAGUUGGAGAGGAAGGAAGCUGAACGUGCAGGUGCUCCUAAAGAUGCUCCUAUAAUUACUCCCUUAAUGGAUUAUGUGCGUCAGAAACGAGCUGCAAAGAGUGGGGCUCGGAGGGUUCCCAAUGGAAAAUCAUUCAGAAGGGUUGGAGGAACAUCAGCAGGAAGCCCCAGCUCCAUUGCAUCUAAACGGGGAUCAGAAAGGAGGAGGAAUUCUACAAAAAUGUAUGUUCAACGGGACAGUUCCAAGUUUGAAAGUCCGAAGGACAGAGCAUACAUUCUGGUCCGUAAACAUGAUGACAAACAACUCUUUGACAAAUCUGGUACUUCAGUGUCUGCAGCUCAAGAGGAAGGAGGUCCUGUAUUAGAUGAUAGCGGGAAGAAGAGAAUCUUACUCUUGAAGGGAAAAGAAAAAGAAAUUCCUAAUGUUCCAUUUGCUCCAUCAGUACAGCAAAGUGUUGCACCUCUUGUCAAGAAUUCAGUUAGUUCAUAUGCUUCUAGGCCAAACCAGCGACGUGAGGCCAGUGGAAGGAUCAUCAGAAGUAUACUUCUCAAGGAUGCUCGCCAGAAUCAGUCACCAUCUGCCUCUCUAACUGAACCACAAAUCCAAGACAAUGAUAAAAGACCUCCUAGGGCACCUCAGAGUACGCAAUUGUCUCAAAAGGAUUGUAAUGGGUCACCUGUGGAUAAGUUUGCAGGUAGCGAUUCACACAAUGUCCACAUGGAAAGACGUACACGGAGUAGGGAUAGGCCAGAUCGUGGUGUUUGGACUCCACUUCGACGUCACGAUCAUUCACAAGCAAAUGAAGAAUAUUCACCAUCAUCUGCCUCUCAAUCUACUCAAGUUCAAGAUUUUUCUGGAGGAAGUUCUAUGGAAGCAAAAAGUGAUGGGCAUGGACUAAGCACACGUAGUGGGGAGUUCAAAAACACAGGUGGACGAAGUUCUCAUUCUGUUGAUAAUAAUGGUACAUACAGAUAUGCUGGUCGCCGUGGUCCAGCACAUAACACAAAGGACACUGACAACACUGUGUAUGGGGAAGGGAGACCCUCAAGAAGAGGAGGCCCUGGAUAUGUUGCCCAUGAGAAGCAAGUGUGGGUCCAAAAGUCAAGUUCCGGUUCUUAAGUCUGUUAAUUGCAUGAAACGCCUGAUUGCGUACCAUACCAAACUAAUGAAUCUGCUGGGGGCUGUCCUCUCUUUUGUCUCUCUCUGAGUGGGGAAACGACUUUACUGAAAGACAAGGCUAUGGAAGACCUUCCAGUGGGAUUUUUGAAUUGCUACACCAAUGACGGUCCACGGAUAAGAAUGCCAUUUCGAUGACAAAUAACACCAGAGUUUUCCAACCCGUCGCCCACUACACUGAUUGACGGAACCGUGGAAAUCAUAGUUCUUGUCAUCUCUCAACCGGCGGUUAUAUGGAGAUAACUAUGGUUCCCGAGAAGUGGACUAUUCGUUGCCGUAAUGUAUAUACCAAAACAUUUGAUUGCUUGAAUUACUCUCUGCGGCCACUCCUAGUUUUUACAUACAUAAUAACUUAUACACAUAUAUGAUAUUAUUAAUUAAUAGCGUAUAUGUUAAAGCUAGGCUUGAGUUGAGUUGCUUGAUGUUUUGGAAGUGCAACGCUUAAUUAUUUGAUCUCUAUUUAGAACUGGUAUUUGAUCUUGGGAUAUCGAAUGUGAGUUUUUGGCAAGUAUUAUAUACUACGUAUAUUUUAAUCCUU
Messenger RNA from Cuscuta epithymum, 2565 nucleotides. NCBI's taxonomy places the organism in Eukaryota, Viridiplantae, Streptophyta, Magnoliopsida, Solanales, Convolvulaceae. The record is from the annotation of a GenBank genome assembly.